Molecule: messenger RNA, 599 nt
Organism: Schistocerca americana (American grasshopper)
Lineage: Eukaryota; Metazoa; Arthropoda; Insecta; Orthoptera; Acrididae
Product: N-alpha-acetyltransferase 20-like
Exons: 1
Coding region: 87-599 (170 amino acids)
Biological process (GO): N-terminal peptidyl-methionine acetylation
Cellular component (GO): NatB complex
Molecular function (GO): protein-N-terminal amino-acid acetyltransferase activity
Source: RefSeq, a predicted model, not a curated record
GAGUUGGGUGCUGUACCACUGUUAACUGGAUUGAUUCUACUAUUACUGAAUAGGUUCUUGGAAGCUUGUUUUCGCAAGUUGUAAGCAUGACAACCCUGAGGCCCUUCACUUGUAAUGACAUGUUCAAAUUCAAUAAUGUGAAUCUGACUGAAACUUAUGGAUUGUCUUUCUACAUGCAGUACCUCGUUCACUGGCCUGAAUAUUUUCAAGUGGCAGAAUCACCAAAUGGGGAAAUCAUGGAUUACAUUAUGGGCAAGGCAGAGGGCCACGGAGAAAGCUGGCAUGGUUACGUGACAGCACUGCCGGUGUCACCAGAGUACCGUCGACUGGGGUUGGCGGCAACACUAAUGGCCUGGCUCGAGGACGUGUCGGAGAAAAAGCGCGCCUACUUUGUUGAUCUGUUCGCACGUGUCUCCAACAAAGUUGCAAUAAACAUGUACAAGACCCUAGGGUACAUUGUAUACAGAACUGUUUUGGAAUACUGUUCAGGUGAUCCUGAUGAAUGUGCUGUUGAUAUGCGGAAAGCCCUAUCUAGGGACGUGAAGAAAAAUUCGACGAUUUCGCUGACUCAUCCUGUACGACCAGACGAAGUGGACUGA